AGUGUGCACGAAGUGAGAAAGCGUGAGAAUGAAAUGGGAGAAUCUGCGAGAAUAAGGAUGCCGCCCUCCAUGGUCGCGCAUGGUUGCCGCUAUUGUGCGCCUCUGAAACACCUGGUGAGCUUUUCCCUCUUCCAUCGUCGCCUUCCUCCACCGCUUGUCGGCACCAUCUCAGUUCAUCUCAAUUCCUCCCCGUCUUCACCUCCUAACACUAGAUUCUGCACGGGGAACUUUCUCUUGUUGCCAAUGGAGCAAUUCUGGACUAGAGGUGGUAUUGACAAGAAUAAAGCUCUAAUAGAGCAUUUGUGGAAGUAUGGGGUGAUAAGGUCUAGUAAGGUGGCAGAAGUAAUGGAAAGUGUUGAUAGGGGAUUGUUUGUGCCUGAUGGAAUCCCGGCUUAUGUUGACAGCCCUACGCAGAUUGGGUAUAAUGCCACUAUAUCUGCACCUCAUAUGCAUGCCAUGUGUCUUGAACUAUUGGAGAAGAAUUUGAAGGCAGGCAUGCAUGCAUUAGAUGUUGGUUCAGGGACCGGGUACUUAACUGCAUGCUUUGCAAUGAUGGUUGGACCGCAAGGUCGUGCAGUGGGUGUAGAACACAUUCCUGAGCUGGUCGCCACAUCCAUCAAUAAUAUCCAAAAAAGCCAAGCUGCACCGUUACUGAAAGGAGGUUCCCUUUCUGUACAUGUUGGUGAUGGCAGGCUAGGUUGGCCAGAGUUUGCACCUUAUGAUGCUAUUCAUGUGGGAGCGGCCGCUGCAGAGAUCCCACAACAACUUAUCGAUCAAUUAAAGCCUGGUGGCAGAAUGGUGAUUCCAGUUGGGAACCUUUUCCAGGAUUUGAAAGUGGUGGACAAGAACCUUGAUGGUUCUAUCAGUGUUCGCACUGAAACAUCGGUCCGAUAUGUUCCGCUGACAAAUCGAGAAGAUCAACUGCGUGGUUAUUGAAAGUGGAUUUUGAGGAGUUUACUAAACCCACAGUAUCUGUGUGGUAUCAAAUGUUCUUUCCCAGGAUCCAAUGAAGCCCUUGUAAAUUCCUUCAGUCUGUACAAAUAUAAGGAUGCUGUAUGUACUCCCC
Molecule: messenger RNA, 1066 nt
Organism: Telopea speciosissima
Lineage: Eukaryota; Viridiplantae; Streptophyta; Magnoliopsida; Proteales; Proteaceae
Product: protein-L-isoaspartate O-methyltransferase 1-like
Exons: 4
Coding region: 34-936 (300 amino acids)
Biological process (GO): protein modification process
Cellular component (GO): cytoplasm
Molecular function (GO): protein-L-isoaspartate (D-aspartate) O-methyltransferase activity
Source: RefSeq, a predicted model, not a curated record